AUGGGUGAACAAAAUAAUAAUGAAAUGUAUCCACAACAGCAACCUCAGCAACCACAAUAUCCACCAGGUUACGACCCACAAUAUGGUGCACAACCACCACAAUAUCCACCAGCUGGUCAACCAUACGGAGCUCCACCACAACAAGGUUAUCCUCCACAACAAGCAUAUCCACAAUAUCCACCACAACAACAAGCAUAUCCACAACAGGGUUACGCACAACCAGUUUACGUACAACCAGCACCAACUGUUGUAGUAGCCAGUCCAACUGUAGCUCAUGGACACCACUCAAAUUCUGAUCAAGAUGUUAUUCCAGCUGUUUGCAUUUUCGUAAUUGGAUUUUUCCUUUGUUUCGUUUGGGUUGCCGGAUUUGCUUAUAUUAAAUCAAAGAACUCAUUGGCAAAAACCCUUGCCAUCUUAUCGGUCAUCUUCUUCUUUAUCGGACUUCUCACAAUUGUCAUUGUAAUUCCAGUGGUUGUUAUUUUGGCCGCAAGAACUGCUGCUGAAGUCGAUAACUGUUACUACAAUUGUUCAUCAAAUUAG
Heterostelium album PN500 is the source of this 540-nucleotide messenger RNA. RefSeq lists its product as uncharacterized. NCBI's taxonomy places the organism in Eukaryota, Evosea, Eumycetozoa, Acytosteliales, Acytosteliaceae. The transcript has 3 exons. Bases 1 to 540 code for a protein of 179 amino acids. The record is from RefSeq and is a predicted model, not a curated record.